Molecule: messenger RNA, 2268 nt
Organism: Rotaria socialis
Lineage: Eukaryota; Metazoa; Rotifera; Eurotatoria; Philodinida; Philodinidae
Source: the annotation of a GenBank genome assembly
AUGAAAUGGAUUAUUGCAACUUUAUUUUUUAUUCUUCCAAUCAUAUACAUAACAUUUUAUAUGUACGAAUAUCAUAAAUAUUUAUGUAAAUCGAAUUAUGAUUACCCGUUUCAAGAUCCAACAUUACCUACUGAUAUCAGAUUAGACAAUCUGAUGUCACUGUUAACUCCAGAAGAAAAGAUCAAUAUGUUAUGGAUGGAUGAAGCAACACCAGAUGGAGAGUCACCUAAUUUAGCUGUUCCACGUUUAAAUAUUCGUGGAUAUUCUUGGAUGGGACAAGGAUAUGUUUAUCGAUCAGCAUCAAAUGGUUGCAAUAUUAAUUGUUAUAGUCAUGUCAUUGAUGGAAAUGUUUCUGUAUUACCACAGGGUACAGGUAUUGCUUCCACAUGGAAUAAAAAUUUAAUUUUUCAAUCGGGUAUUAUGGUGAGCGAUGAAUCGAUGGCAAUACAUUAUAAUUAUAAAAAUAGAAGUGUUGAUUACAAAACUGGUGCAUCAAGUGUUAUUAAUAUUGCGCGAGAUCCACGAUGGGGAAGAGUGCCAGAAACUUAUGGCGAGUGUCCAAUAUUAACUGGUGAAAUAGCAGUAGCUUUCAAUAAAGGUAUUAUGGGUUAUGCACAACUAGAAGAUACACAAUUAGAAUAUGGAAUUUAUAAAGUUUCACCUAUUAUGAGACAUUUUAUUGAUUAUGACGGUCCCGAUAAUGGUAGAUUUAGUUUUAAUGCAAUUAUUUCCGAUGCUGAUAUAAGAACAACAUAUUUACCUGUAUGGAAAAAACUUAUUGACGAAAAAGCAAUUGUUGGAAUCAUGAGUGGAAUAAGUGCAGUCAAUGGUAUACCAUCAGCGGCCAAUAAGUACUUAUUAAAUGAUGUACUACGUAAUGAAUGGGAUUUUACUGGCUAUGUGAUUAGUGAUUGUGAUCCCGUAGGUGAUAUACAGAGAUCAUUUCAUUAUACAGCAACACUUGAACAAGCUGUUGCCAUAUCUGUAGCAUCUGGUAAUGAUAUUAAUUGUGGUCCUGAAUUUAAAUUAUUACAUGAAGCAAUUGCACAUGGUUUUGUGAAUUUGGAUAUAAUUAAUUCUGCUAUAAGUCGAGGUUUACGUUCAAGAUUUGUCAGUGGUAAUUUUGAUCCGAUUGGCACGGAUCCCUAUUCUUCCAUACCCUAUUCAGUUGUUGAUAGUUUAGAACAUAAAUUAUUAACAAAACAAGUCGUUAGCGAAUCCAUUGUUUUAUUACAAAAUCCAAAAGAAAUAUUACCAUUCGAUAUAACAAAAAUAAAACAAAUUGCAGUUAUUGGUCCAUCGUCCGAUGACAUAAGUGUUCAAGCACAUACAUAUCAUGGUACGCCAAGUAAAUGGAUAACAACAUUAGAUGGUAUACAAUCAAUGGCAUUAAAAUAUAAUGUCAGUGUUGUUCAUACAUGGGGCGCAUCAAGAAGAAAUACUAGCGACGAAGAUUUUGCACAUGCUCUAGCAUUAUCCGAUGAAAGCGAUAUCAUUUUAUUUGUUGGUGGUUUAGAUGAAAGUUUCGAAGAAGAAGAUACUGAUCGAAAUACAUUAGAAUUACCUGGCGGACAAUUCGAAUUAAUCAGAUUAAUAAUGAAAUUAAAUAAACCAUUUGCUAUAUUAAUUAUAUCUGGUUCGCCUAUAUCGGAACCAUUUAUUGUUAGUGAAAAUCAAGCCGCUCUAUUGUGGAUAUCCUAUUUUGGACAAAGCGGUGAUGCUAUUGCUGAAAUGUUAUUUGGCUUGACGGUUCCAAGUGGUUGUUUACCAUUUACAAUACCAAUGGAUACAAGUCAAAUGUUACCAAUCGAUGAUUAUUCAAUGAAUAAAUCGCCGGGCAGAACAUACCGGUAUUUAGACUAUAAUAAAGCACCACCGUUAUUUCCAUUUGGCUUCGGUUUAUCGUAUUCAAAAUUUGCAUUUAAUUCAAAAUUGAUAAUUUUUCCUAAUAAAAUAAAUAAUCUCGAUAUUGAUAUUACAGCAAAUAUCAGUAUCAUCAAUGAGGGCCCAUUUCGUGCACAAUUCGUUUUACAAUUAUAUUAUGAAUUUCCAAAUUCAACAGUAAUCGAAUUACCGAUACGUGAAUUAUUACAGUUUACUAAAAUAACAUUGGAAAACAAUGAGCAAACAACUAGUUCAUUUACAUUUCGCGUUAGAACUAUUCCAAAUUCAAAUCGACAACAAAUACCAGGAAUUAUUAAUUUUUGGAUUGGCAAUAGUCGUGACAGAUAUGCACAAGCAACACUUGUGGUUGACUUUGAUUCAUAA